Molecule: messenger RNA, 836 nt
Organism: Lagopus leucura (white-tailed ptarmigan)
Lineage: Eukaryota; Metazoa; Chordata; Aves; Galliformes; Phasianidae
Gene: CLRN1
Product: clarin 1
Exons: 3
Coding region: 1-735 (244 amino acids)
Biological process (GO): equilibrioception; sensory perception of sound
Source: RefSeq, a predicted model, not a curated record
AUGCCCGCCCCGCAGAAGAAAAUCCUCUUCUGCCUGGCUGGGGCGUUCAGCUUCGUGUGCGCCCUGGGGACCGCAGCCGCCAUCGGCACCCAGCUGUGGGUGAGGGGAACCAUCCUCUGCAAGACGGGCGCGCUGCUGGUCAACGCCACCGGGCCGGAGCUGGAGAAGUUCAUCGGGGAGAUCCGCUAUGGGCUCUUCCACGGCGAGCGAGUGAGGCAGUGCGGGCUCGGGGGGAGGCCCUUCCAGUUCUCAUUUUUUCCAGACUUGCUCAAGAUUAUCCCUGCGAGCAUCCACGUCAGCGUCAUUCUCUUCUGCACAGUGCUGAUCAUCUUCACGCUGGUGGGAACGGGCUUUUUCCUGUACAAUGCCUUCGGCAGCCCCUACGAAACACUGCAUGGCCCCGUGGGGCUGUACCUGUGGAGCUUCAUCGCCUGUGAGUACCCUCUGCAGGCUGCGCAUCCACUGCAGCGUUCCUGCGGCUGCCUCAUCAUGAUCCUCUUCUCCUCCGAGGUGAAGAUCCACCACCUCUCAGAGAAAAUUGCUAACUUUAAGGAGAAAAGUUUCACGUUUAAGACCCACAGUGAACGGUUUGCAGACUCCUUCUGGAUCAUCCUGGCCUGCUCCCUGGUGCACUUCCUCAACACGCUGCUGAUACGCCUGGCCGGGUUUGAGUUCCCCUUCUCUAAACCCAAGGACUCGGGGACAGCCACUGGUGCCGCAGACCUGAUGUACUAGAGUCACACAGAGUGAGGACAGAGGUGUUCAUCACUGCUGCCCUCAGCAGCCGCCACCCACACCAGCUUUUAAGGAAGUUAAAAACAAGAGAAGGUUUCAGA